Polyodon spathula (Mississippi paddlefish) is the source of this 2102-nucleotide messenger RNA. Its product is annotated as nuclear factor 7, brain-like. Lineage: Eukaryota; Metazoa; Chordata; Actinopteri; Acipenseriformes; Polyodontidae. Gene Ontology annotation, molecular function: zinc ion binding; protein binding. The transcript has 6 exons. Bases 292 to 1788 code for a protein of 498 amino acids. The record is from RefSeq and is a predicted model, not a curated record.
AAAUACACAACUUUUUUUAUGCCCUAUGUAUUUGUUUAACUGCGACUAUUGUAACGUUACUGGAUUAAGAAAGAAUAAAGAAAAAAUAGUAAUGUUGUUUGAAAGUGUUUUGCUUUGCUUUGCAUCACUGUAAUCAACGGUUUCCGCACAGUAACAAGGACGGCGACUUGCAAAUAACAAACAGGUCAAAAACGCCCUGUUGUGAAGCAAUGCUUCAAAUGUGAAACUGAAAGCAAUCUUAAAGUGAUCGACGCGACUUCACUCAGAAAAGAGAGACGAGCAGCUUGGAAAAUGGCGAGCAGAGACCUGACGGAUGAGCUGCAGUGUCCAAUCUGCCUGGACCUGUUCACAGACCCGGUUACAUUAGACUGUGAUCACACUCUAUGCAGGCCCUGUAUUGAGGAUUACUUGUUGAACCAGGGAAAGAUGUGUCCGGAGUGCAGAGCACCGAUUACUGGGGGGGAUUUCAAGACUAGCCGGGUGCUAAAGAAUUUAGCAGACAAGGCCAGGCAGCUGAAACAAGCCGAGAAGAAACCCGAAGCUGGUCAGGCUGAAGCAACCUGCACUCUGCAUGAUGAAAAACUGAAGCUGUUUUGUGAAACGGAUGACAUGCUGAUCUGCGUUAUCUGUCGAGAUGCCUCAGAGCACCAGGGUCACACCUUCAAGCCUCUUGCUGAAGCCCUGCAGAGUCGUCAGGAGGAGUUAAAUGUCGCUCUGCAGUUCCUGAUGCGUGAUAACAAAGCUGUGCGACAACUGGAAAACAAUCAGAACAGGGAAAUUGCCAAAACAAAAGACAGGUCUGGCUGCCUGCUGGCAGAUAUCACAGCCCAGUUUGCUGAGCUGCACGAGUUUCUGCACCGGCGAGAGAAGGAGGUGAAGAGAGAUCUGAAAACAGCCGAGCGGAGGGCUCUGGAACCCAUGGAGAGGAACCUGCAGAAGAUCCAGAGAGAGCUGGGAGACGGGACUGAGCAGGCCAGGAAACUGCAGGACUCGCACAGCAUCACACAGCCCGUCGCUUACCUCAAGUGGUGGAGUGAGACUGGCGCCCCCCUUGUGAGGGAAUUAAAAAACAAGCCCCCCAGGAAUGCAGCAGCUGAACUAGAGGAGCAAGAGAAGCAGACAGCUUGGUUUCAAUCCAAAGUGAAAGCCCUGAGCGUGGUCCCUGACUCCCUGUGGCUUGGUCCCUACGAGACACACUUGCAGUUUUUCAUUUGGAAGCAGAUGUUGACAGUGAUCAAAACAGUUCCAGAUCGAUUGUCUUUGGAGACACAGAGCUCGGCGCUCAGACUUUCCAAGGAUAGGUCAAGUGUGCGGCAGGUCGACAGGCAGAAUCAACAGGAAUCGCGUGAAGAGGGAUACAACAGCUACAUGUGUGCAAUCAGUAAAGAGCAACUCACAUCAGGGAGACACUACUGGGAGGUGGAGGUGGGGGCUAAGACUGACUGGGCUGUGGGGGUUAAGCAGGAAAGAAAGCCAGAUACACAUCUUUUUGGGAGAUUAGAAUUUUUUUUUAACAGGGUCAGAGGUAUUAUUCUGCAUUUUAAUGGCAACACAAAUUACAGAAUUGAAGCGUCUUCAGAUAGCACGAUCUCAGUGCAUUCCCACCCCAGUAAGAUCGGGGUGUACCUGGAUCGUAAGAGGGGAGAGGUGGCGUUUUACAAUGCUGAUGACAUGUCCCUCAUCCACACAGUCACUGAGAAACUCACUGAACCUGUUUUUGCUUACUUGAACCCUGGGCCCUAUUUGAAAGGUAACAAUGCAGAGGCCUUAAAAAUCUGCCGUUACUGAUUAAACAGGAGUCCACAGUUUAACUUAACCGAUUUUACUGAGAAAAUAAGACUAGCAAUAGAUUUCAUAAAAAUUAAUAAACAAUUGUGUUGCGUGAAUGACAGUAGCAGUAAUAACCCAAUGUUAUCACCAAGUCAGUUCCUAUAUAAUCAAAGCCAAUUAUGGUUUUUAAAAAUUAUUAUUCAGAACAAUUUCUGAUGUAGGAUAGUACUAUGUUAUUGUAAAAACUGAUAUUUAUUCCAAUAUAUUGCAAUGUAAUCUAAAUACGUAUUAUCUAGAAUUCUAUUUACUUCUCUGCUAACCCCCCCCCCCCC